Zea mays is the source of this 1016-nucleotide messenger RNA. RefSeq names its product pentatricopeptide repeat-containing protein At5g61370, mitochondrial. Lineage: Eukaryota; Viridiplantae; Streptophyta; Magnoliopsida; Poales; Poaceae. Gene Ontology annotation, cellular component: mitochondrion. The record is from RefSeq and is a predicted model, not a curated record. Gene Ontology annotation, molecular function: protein binding; mRNA binding.
CUUGAAGAGGCGCUCGACGUGGGCUUGCCAUCAUUCAACGAUUUUCUCCAUUGCCUAUGCCAAAAAAACCUCAAGUUCAAUCCCUAUGCCCUUGUUCCAGAAGCUAUUGAUAUAUUAACAGAGAUGAGGUCCUGUGCUGUUCGGGCUGUUUCUAGCUUCAGCAUAUUACUUUCAUGUUUAGGCCGAAUAAGAAGAGUGAAACAAAGAGGAUGCUCCCCUGACUUGGUUAGCUACUAUCUUGUGGUUAGGGUCCUGUAUAUAGCAUUAGCAAGGAGAGGGAAAUGGCUUGUAGAAGUAGAUGCUAUGCUUGAAAGGGGAGUGCUUCCGACUGUCAAGUUUUUCCAUCGUCUUAUAGGCGUCGUUUGUGGAACAGAAGGAGUUGAGCAUGCUCUUGAUAUCUUCAAACUUAUGAAGAGGUGUGAAUUAGUGUAUGCUCGUAGUGGCCUGCUUAUAGAAAAUAUUUGUAGGAUUGGUAGAUUUUAAAUUGGAAGAGAACUGUGGGAUGAGGCUACAAAGAGUGGUCUUGUAUUAGGAUGCUAACAAGAUCUGCUGGAUCCCUUGAAGACAGAGGUAUUCAGAUCAAUUUGUUCAGUACAAAGAUUAAGCCCUCAGAACUAUAAGCGCUUAGCCCAAAAAAGAAGGUUAAUGUUGUUUGAGCCAAAAAGAAAACUGCUAGCGCAGCCUCGAGAACUAAGUUGGGAGUGUAGGUACUAUUGAAUUUGUUAACUUGCACAAAUCUUUUCAAUGCUCUUGUAAUUUUGUAAGGAUGGCCUGUGGCCUGUGCUAGUUCAAAUGGUAAAACCAUCCCAGGACUAGUAGCUAUGGUAAAAGGCAUGGAACCUGUAGUCUAGCAUUUUUUGGUAGUUUUUUGAAAUGGCUCUCCUAAAACACUAGUUUGAAACGACUGGUAAUCUGGCAGAACAUCUGGUUCUCAUGAUUUCAGUUUGUCUAUUACAUUUGUUCCCUUUAUAAUGUCUGUUUUGCAUUCUUUUAUUUUUAUUUCUUUACUUCAUCCA